Molecule: messenger RNA, 2624 nt
Organism: Labeo rohita (rohu)
Lineage: Eukaryota; Metazoa; Chordata; Actinopteri; Cypriniformes; Cyprinidae
Gene: stxbp3
Product: syntaxin binding protein 3
Exons: 19
Coding region: 74-1861 (595 amino acids)
Biological process (GO): vesicle-mediated transport; intracellular protein transport; neurotransmitter secretion
Cellular component (GO): secretory granule; plasma membrane
Molecular function (GO): syntaxin binding
Source: RefSeq, a predicted model, not a curated record
UGAACGCUCCCACGCGCGCACUCUCACUCCUCCCAGUUGACGGAAGCGCGCAUUUGUUUCGACUCAACUCAAGAUGGCAACUGGAGCGGAGUACGGCUUGAAAAAAAUAGUUUGGCAAAGAAUCAAGGACACCAUCAUUGCUGACUGCAGAAAGUCUGAAGUAUGGAAGAUCCUCAUACUGGACCAUUUCACCACGCGCCUCCUCUCCUCCUGCUGCAAAAUGUCCGAUCUCAUGUCGGAGGGCAUCACAAUUGUGGAGGACCUGUACAAAAACCGAGAACCAGUUCCCGAAAUGAAAGCCAUCUAUUUCAUGGCACCUACUGCCAAGUGUGUUGAUGCACUUAUUAACGACUUCAAACUGAAACCCAAAUACAGAGCGGCGUAUGUCUUCUUCACUGAUUACUGUCCUGAUGAUAUCUUCGAUAAGAUGAAGAAGAACUGUGGCAAGCACAUUAAAGUGUGUAAAGAGAUCAACAUCUCGUUUCUGCCACUGGAAGCACAGGUGUUCACCUGUGAUAACCCAGAGGCCUUUAAGAAAAUCUACACCCCGAACAGUCGGGACAAAGAUCAGACUCUGGAGAUGAUAGCUGAUCAGAUCGUAACGCUCUGCGCCACACUGGAAGAGUACCCUGGAGUCAGAUACAAGAAGGAUUCGGAUCUUAAUUAUGGAAAGAAGUUAGCUGAACUUGUGGAUAAUAAGCUGGCACGACAUUACGAUUUGGAUGAUAAUUCAAAGAAAAAGGGAAAAACACAGGCUCAGCUUCUGAUUGUUGACCGUGCAAUGGACCCUGUUAGCCCUAUUCUUCAUGAGCUCACCUACCAGGCCAUGGCUUAUGACCUCAUACCAAUAAAGGACAACACCUAUGAGUAUAAAUUAAAGGAUGGCUCUAAGAAAGAAGCUUUACUGAAUGAAGAGGAUCAAUUAUGGGUCAAACUGCGUCACAUGCACAUUGCUGAGGUCACUGGGCAAAUCCCCAAACUGGUAAAGGAAAUCUCUGCCAGCAGAGGUGAGAAGAAACAGACUGAUGAGAAGAUCUCAGUCGGAGCCCUAUCACAGCUCAUGAAGAAGAUGCCAGGCUUCCGCAAGCAGAUGGCUCAGAAAACUGUCCACUUAUGUUUAGCUGAGGAUCUGAUGAGUCAUUACCAGACGAACGUGGAAAAACUUUGCAAAGCCGAACAGGAUCUGGCUAUAGGUGCCGAUGCUGAAGGACAGAAGGUCAAGGACCCCAUGAGGACGUUACUUCCUGUGCUGUUACACCCACAUGACACCACCGAUAAGAUCCGGGCUGUUCUUCUGUACAUCUUCAGUCUGAACGGUACGACAGCAGAGAACCUGAAUAAACUGAUUCAGCAUGUGAAAAUCGAGGAUGAAAAGGGGUAUAUCCAGAACUGGGAACAUCUGGGAGUUCCCAUCCUCAACAAACCGAGCAUGUUGUCAUUUCGUAAACCGGCUCGGAGAGACCGGUCAGACCAGGAGACUUACAAAGUGUCUCGCUGGACACCCGUCAUUAAAGAUGUAAUGGAGGAUGCAGUGGAGAACAAACUGGAUGUCAAAGACUGGCCGUAUCAGUCUGAAUGUCCGUCGGCGUGGAACGGCUCACGUGCUGUAAGUGCGCGGCAGAAGCACAAGGGCAGUUCUCCAGAUGAUCUCAGGAGCGGCUCGCGGCUCAUCAUCUUUGUUCUGGGUGGGGUCAGUUACUCAGAAAUGCGCUGUGCUUAUGAAGUCACGCAUGCUAAUAAAUCCUGUGAGGUCAUCAUCGGCUCGACGCACAUCCUGACUCCACGUGGUCUGCUGGAGGACAUUUAUAACCUGGGCAAACAACCCAUGGAAACCUUUACCAUCGAGGAGGGCAAACUCUGAGCGUCCCUGCCCUGUAAUUUCCUCUCAGGAUUGAAGGGAACAGAUCUCACAUCAUGCAGCAUUAUUUCUCAUUCACUUACCACAUUACCACAUACUGUCAGAAAUAAACCAGUAGUUCUACUUGGAGCAUUUUGAGAUCAUUUCAUGUCUAAAAUCUCAGUUGUGCUCAGUUUAAGUUAUUUGUAAUAUUAACUCCUCACAACUAACUUCAACUUUGUUGAAGUGUUUAGUGUUUUUUUUUUAAAUUGUGUUAAAUAGAGCUUUAUAAAAUGUGGGAAGAUUAAAACAUUAUUCAUUAAGGACUAAUCAAACACCCAAUUAGUUUAAUAACCCUUUAGUUCAGUAGAGCUCAUGACCAGAGCCUUACAAACUGGUGUCUUUAUUUACCAGUGAUGGCGAAAUGCUUGCACUGGAUUUUCUGUAACACUUUUUUUGUAUUUAUAUCUCUCACACUAACAGUAGUUACUUGUAAAAUCCUCCUGACUGUCAAUUUGAAAAGGUGUUUUAAUGUUUUUGAAUUAGGUUGAUAUGUACAUAUGUAUUGUGUGCUUUUGUGCUGCUCGAGUGUUUUGCUUGUAUAAGCUUUUACUCAUGAAUGAAAAAAUGAGGGAUUUAACAGAUUUAAUGCAUACUUGAUAUUGAACAACUGACAUAACAUGAAUGACGUGGUUCAAUUCGUAUGUUUGGUUUGUAAUGUUUGUAUAAUGUUUGUAAUGUGGUUUGUCUAAUAACUGUACUUCAACAUAAAAAUAUAUUGUCUCUA